AUGUCUUUUUCACCUCACAAACAUAGGAGAAAGAAUAGUCAUCUUUUCAUGGAACAAGCUACUUCAGGGUCGUCCUUUAGAGGAGAUAGAUCGGAUUUUGAACUAGAUAACUUGGAUAUCCCUCCGCCAUUGAAUAGUAGGACCUCUGAUCUCGAGAAUCAGGAUUUCAUUCUAGAUCAGAAUUCCCAAGCCUCUCCCUUCCCAUCGUUAGGCAGUAGUCUAGAGAGCUGGUACUUUAGUAAGAAAUUCGGUCAUAAUAGGAAACGAAUCACAGCCAUACUGAUAGGUUUCCUACUCGUUGUAUUCGUUCUCUUUGUAAUUCCCACGUUCUUUGUGAAGGAUUCAAGUAAUAGACGUGAAGGUUCAAACACAAACAAGAAUCCAAAAGUUGAUGUCGACAAAAGAGACAGAACUUUUACCAUUGAAGACGUAUUCAAUGGUGCUUUCAGUGUAGAUUCCACAAGUUUUCGUUUCAUUGACCCUCCAAAGAGACUAGAAAGCCAUGACACAGAUCCUGGCCUCUAUCUCACUUUGGAAGUCGAAGGAGAUACGACCAAUUUGGUGGCUAAGCAAUUGUUCGAUAAACAAUAUAAGAAGGUCCUAUGUGAAAGUAAAUUCACAUUUGCUGGUAUAGAAUACACCGUAUCUACUGCUUCAGUGAAUUACAGAUUAGAUAGAAUGAUUUUAGGGACAAAUAUUAAAAGCGAGUUCAGGCAUUCAUCAAGGGCCCUUUAUUGGCUGAAAGAUAUUGAAACUGGAGAUAUUAAACCAAUUAAUCCACUUGGAAACAAUGAUGAGAUUGUUAAGUUAUCAUACGCUAAAUUUUCUCCAAGUUAUAAUUACAUCUAUUUCGUACAUCAAAAUGAUUUGUAUUUCCAACACAGCUAUAUGGAACGCCAACCAGUCAGACUUACAAGAGACGGCUCAGAUACUGUUUUCAAUGCUAAGCCAGAUUGGAUCUAUGAGGAAGAAGUCAUGGGUGAUGAGAAAGCUAUUUGGUGGGCACCUGAUGAUUCUAAAUUCAUUUUCGCAAGGUUCAACGACAAUAACGUUGAUUCUUACGAUUUCUCCAUGUAUACUGACAAAGAUCAAUAUCCAAAAUCUAGAAGUAUAAGCUAUCCAAAACCAGGGAGACCAAACCCAACUGUCGAAUUAUUCGAAUUCAAUCACGGUGAGGGUGUUCUUUAUUCAGUUAAUGUCGACGAGAAGAUUGAUAAGGAACUUGUCCUAUAUGAUGCUGCUUGGAUAGAUAGCAAUCAUUUCAUAUUUAAGACUGCUGAUCGUCAUUCAAAGCAUUUGUCAGUGAAAAUGUACGAUACUGUUAAGAUUGCUUUAAAGACUAUACGCACGGAUGAUUAUACUCGUUUCAAUGGAUGGGUAGACAAGUUGAAAAAAAUAAUGGUUAUCCCACCGAAUGCGGCACAAGGAAGGAAGGAAUAUGGCUACGUAGAUGUACAGCCUGACAUUGACGGUUACAAUCAUUUGUUCUAUUAUGCAUCCCCAGAUUCUAAAAGUGGUAGACAACUUACUAAGGGAAACUGGGAAAUUACUGGCGAUGGUAUCGUAGGAUUUGAAUACGACAGUAAUACGGUCUUUUUCACAGCCAACCAAAUACAUCCAAUGGGUCAACAUUUAUAUGGAGUGACAUUGAAUAGCGUAGGCAAUGAAGGUGUGAAAACUUUACAAGACCCGAAUAGUAACCACGAUUUUUACCAAUAUGAGCUAAGUUCGAGUUGUAGAUAUGCUUUAAUGAAAAUGAUGGGACCUGGUAUUCCUCAAACUGAGGCUGGUUCCUUAUAUGAAGUUUUAAAGCCCUCUGAAUCUGAGCUUGCUAUAAAAUUAUCCAACGAUGCUAAUUUUAAGAAAACGCUAGAAAGAGUAGAUUUACCUCAAACGAAUUAUAAGACAAUGAAAUUAGACGAUGGUGUGGAAAUAAAUUAUAUAGAGAUUAAACCCGCAAAUAUGAAUGCUAAGAAGAAGUACCCUGUAUUGGUGAACGUUUAUGGCGGACCAGGUUCUCAAACAUUUACAACAAGGCAAUCAAUUUUAUUAGAACAAUCCGUGGCUUCAGGACUCGAUGCAAUAGUCUUGCAGAUUGAACCAAGGGGUACUGGUGGUAAAGGUUGGAGCUUCAGGGCUUGGGCCAACAGAAAACUGGGUUAUUGGGAACCUCGUGAUGUCACAGAGGUCACUAAGAAAUAUAUGUCAGAGAAAAAAGCCAAUAUAGACGACAGCAAAGUUGCCAUAUGGGGGUGGUCCUAUGGUGGUUUUACGACAUUGAAAACUGUAGAAUUUGAUAAAGGUGAGACUUUCAAGUAUGCAAUUGCCGUUGCUCCUGUUACAAACUGGCUAUAUUAUGAUUCGAUAUACACCGAAAGGUAUAUGGACGGUAUUGAAACUAAUUUAGAUGGAUAUCAAACCAUUUCUGUUGUCAACGAAGUAAGUAGUUUCAAAAACCUGAAAAGAUUCAUGUUAAUUCAUGGUACCGCAGAUGAUAACGUGCAUAUCCAAAAUACCUAUGAAUUUGUAGAUAAAUUGAAUUUGAACAAAUUAAGAAAUUACGAUAUGCAUAUAUUCCCGGACUCAGAUCAUUCUAUCAGGUAUCACGGUGCACAAAGAAUAAUUUACGAAAAGAUUUACUACUGGUUAGAUGAAGCAUUUUCGGGACAAUUAGAGAGCAUAAGACAUUAG
This is a messenger RNA of Kazachstania africana CBS 2517, 2691 nucleotides long. It is a transcript of the gene STE13, whose product is annotated as Ste13p. NCBI's taxonomy places the organism in Eukaryota, Fungi, Ascomycota, Saccharomycetes, Saccharomycetales, Saccharomycetaceae. The record is from RefSeq and is a predicted model, not a curated record. Bases 1 to 2691 code for a protein of 896 amino acids. The transcript has a single exon. Gene Ontology annotation, biological process: proteolysis. Gene Ontology annotation, molecular function: dipeptidyl-peptidase activity; serine-type peptidase activity.